Molecule: messenger RNA, 7423 nt
Organism: Nylanderia fulva
Lineage: Eukaryota; Metazoa; Arthropoda; Insecta; Hymenoptera; Formicidae
Gene: Col4a1
Product: Collagen type IV alpha 1
Cellular component (GO): collagen trimer
Molecular function (GO): extracellular matrix structural constituent
Source: RefSeq, a predicted model, not a curated record
ACAGUCCUCGUGCGACGCGCGACCGCGCGAGCGAGCGAGCGAAGCGCUCGGCUCGCUCUCUUACCACCACCUCCUUCUUUUCUCUACCUCCUCCUGUUUUUCUCUCGGUUCCUCUGCUUCGUCUUCCCCUACCAACCCUGGAGAGGGUACCGUUCAUUCGGUUGUUCCUUCUCUUCCUUCUGGGUACACCCUUUACCUUCUUCUUCUUCUUCUUCUUCUUCUUCUUCUUCGUUCCGCGGAUCCAGAAAGAGUUCAGCCGGAGGCAGACUCGGAACUCUCCGAGAGAAAGAAUAAGAGGGGGCGAGACUUAGCGGAAGGCCCGAAGAGAAGAAGAGGCUUCGGUCCUUUCGGCGGAGGAAUUCUAGCGUUGUGGCGUGGCUCGGCGCGGACGGCCGCCUCCACCUUCCUUCCUUCCCUCUAACCAUUCAGAGCCCUCCCUGGAUGGGACGGUCUGCACACACCAUCGGUCCGCUCGGUUCCGCGCGAUAUUUUGACUGACUGGCCUGUCUGUGCGGUGCUCGUGCCUUAAGCUGUGCUUGCCUUGCUCGGCUCCCUAGGCCCCUCGAGGAAUAGGGAGGUCGACAUGACCCGGUUGGGAUUGCGAUUCAUCGCAUCCGCAGUUUGCCUGGCCGGGAUAGUUAGUGGGCAAUUUAACAAUCUCACAUCAAGGCCGCUGCACGUCGUGCCUUUGGAACGAGGUGAUAUCGGUGGGCCUGCAAACAGUAGCGAUGAUGAAUACGACAGUUCGUCGGGAUGGAAAGACUUAAACAGAUCGUUUAUUACGGACAACGAAGGAUAUGAGGACGCGAGGAAACGGAACAACAGUUUCGGGACUGAUCCUUACGAUCGUGACGAGUGGACUCGUAAAUGGAACUAUUAUAGAAACAGGAGUCAUCCUUACAAUACUAAUAGGCGGUAUCCUCACGAUCGAACGUCGCAGGGCGGCUACGAUCCUAGAUAUCCUGACAGCGGCGGCGCGUCAGGAUCAGGAACUGACGAAAAUCGACCGGGCGGUUAUCCUGACGGACGCGGUGAAGGAUAUUACGAUACAUACAGCGGCGCCGGUGAAAGUGAACGAGGAGGCGGAAGUCCUUACAGUUAUGGCCAAGGAAGUCCCGGUGAUCCUUAUAGUGGCACUUUCGCAGCGAAUUAUGAUGGGAGAGGUGCGGAUUCUUAUGGUCGCGGAAGUAGUGGUCGCGAAAGAGGAGAUUCUUACGGCCGCGCUCCUGCAGGAGCAUCUUACGGUGGCGACCGCGGAAGCGGAAAUACGUAUGGCGCUGGUCGCGGAGGUGGUUACGCCGCCGCGGGAGACGGAAAUUAUCCGAGCAAUUAUCAAGUGGUGCCUAUGCCUGGAGCGCCCAGUAAUUGCAGCGGAUCAGGAUGCUGUGUGCCCAAGUGUUUCGCCGAAAAAGGCUCAAGGGGACCGCCUGGAUUAAUCGGACCGCAAGGUCCUAAAGGACAACGAGGAUUCCCGGGGGCGGAAGGUCUUCUAGGUCCCAAAGGUGAAAAAGGAGAUCCCGGACCACAAGGUCCGCAUGGCGUGAAAGGUGACAGAGGAAAAAUGGGUAUGCCUGGUUUUCCCGGUAUAAAUGGUGUGCCAGGACUGCAAGGAGGACCGGGAGCUCCUGGUUUACCCGGUCGUGAUGGUUGCAACGGAACGGACGGUGCUCCCGGACGUGACGGUGUUUCCGGAGAACCGGGACCUCGUGGUUUGCGAGGUCCGCCUGGUCUUAAAGGAGAAAAGGGUCAGCCAGCAUAUGCCGGUGCUUUUCCCGUAGGUCAAAAAGGUGAACCCGGUAUGGACGGCGUAAGAGGACCCCCAGGUCCACCUGGUUUACAGGGAGACCGAGGCCCGUCUGGCCCGAAGGGCGAACGAGGCCCUUACGGUACCGCCGGCAUACCAGGUCCGAAAGGAGCGAAAGGAAACAUGGGUCUCGGAUUCGAAGGGUUGAAGGGAGAUAAAGGACAAAAAGGAGACCCGGGACCGCCCGGUACGACCGCGCCUAUUAUGCCAUUCGAAGGAGUUUCGGAAGUAACUGGUCCGCCUGGAGAACAAGGACUAAGGGGAGAUAAGGGCGAAUUGGGACCGGAAGGACAAAAGGGAGAACCCGGAUUUAUAGGUGAUCAAGGUAUACCCGGAGGACUAGGUCAAAAGGGAGAAAAGGGUCUUCCUGGAGCUCCAGGUAUUCGUGGUAGGGAUGGUUUUUCUGGACCUCCCGGACCUCCUGGACGAAAAGGUGAUCGAGGUAUUGAUGGAUUAGAAGGACUUUCUGGACGCCCCGGAAAGAAAGGAGAACCCGGUCGAGAUGGACCGAUGGGUCAUGCUGGAUUACGAGGACCUCCUGGAUCACCGGGAGGUGGUAAAGGAAGACCAGGACCACCAGGACCAAAAGGACCACGUGGUUUCCCAGGAUCCACUGGACCGCGGGGAGCAGACGGUUUUCCCGGAGAUCCAGGACCAAGAGGUCCUCUAGGUUUACAAGGAGGCCCCGGAUUACCUGGCAUUCCAGGUCCGGAGGGUUUACCGGGAGAGAAAGGUGGGAAAGGUGAGCCUGGCUUGGCAGGAUUUCCCGGAGGUCUAGGGCCACGUGGAUUUGACGGACCACCGGGACCAGCAGGACCGCGAGGAUUGCCAGGAGAAAAAGGAUUGUCGAUAAUGGGCCCGAAAGGAAUGGAUGGAACGCCCGGUUUUGAUGGAGAAAAGGGUCAAAAGGGAGAGCGAGGUUACGCGGGUGUCCGAGGCCGACCGGGAGAUUCUCUGGAUGGUAUUCCGGGAGCUCCUGGUGCGCCGGGUGAGGCUGGUGAACCGGGAGCACCAGGAAGAGACGGUAUACCGGGUCUUAGCGGAUCAACCGGAGAGAAAGGAGAUCUUGGCGGUCGCUGCAUAGAUUGUUUACCGGGAUUGCGGGGUGAAGGAGAUCGCGGUCUGGACGGUAUCCCGGGUCUUACCGGACCUCGAGGACCGCCUGGAGAACGUGGUUUUCCUGGAGAAGCUGGAUUGGACGGAUUACCAGGCGCGAUCGGACCUCCGGGACCGCCGGGAAAAGAUGGUAUACCCGGUGCUCCAGGACCUCAAGGAGAGUCUGGAAAUCCAGCGACUGUGACACGGAGUAUGCUCAAGGUAGAAAAAGGUGAUAAAGGAGCGCGUGGCGAGAUUGGUCGACAAGGCCCGCCAGGACCAGAAGGACCUGCGGGAGAGAAGGGACGCCCUGGAUUUGAAGGAUUCCCAGGACUUAAAGGCACUCCAGGAGAUCGCGGAUUUCCUGGACAGGAUGGCGUUCCAGGAAGAUCAGGCACGCCUGGGCGUAAAGGAGAGAAAGGAUUAAGUAUAAAGGGUGAGGCAGGAGAAUCAGGUAGACCAGGAUCUCCAGGACAAAAAGGAGAACCUGGCUUGUACGGUUUUAAAGGCGAACCUGGUCAAUGUCCGCCACUUGACUUAAUGAAAGGUUUCAAAGGCGAUCGAGGUUUAACUGGAGAUAAGGGAGAACCUGGACCACCUGGUUUAGAUGGAUUGCCUGGUGAUAAAGGCUUGCAAGGUUUUUCGGGUGCACCCGGUGUAUCAGGUCCAAUCGGCGCUCCUGGGCCCGUAGGUGCGAGAGGUUUACCUGGACCACGUGGUGAUAAAGGCAACAUGGGACCGAUGGGUUUCCCAGGAGAACCUGGUCGGGAAGGACCUAGAGGUUUCCCGGGUUCUCCAGCUCCCAAGGGUGAUAAAGGAGAGCCCGGAAUAUCCGUCAAGGGCAGUCCCGGUUUAACAGGUCCUCCUGGUGAAAAAGGAGAAGGUCUACCAGGACCACCCGGAAAAGAAGGUCCGGUAGGUUAUCCAGGAUUACCAGGCUUUGCUGGCGAGAAAGGAGACCUUGGUGCACCAGGAAUAAAUGGUUUACCAGGAGCACCAGGUGAAAAAGGAGAUACUGGUCCAGUUGGUCCACCUGGUCCCCCAGGUGUGGCUGGUCUUCCAGGAAUCGAUGGAAACAAAGGCGAGCCUGGAUUACCGGGCGAACCUGGUAGAGCAGGCCUCCCAGGAUUCCCAGGCGCAAAAGGUGAUCGCGGUGAACUAGGUAUUGAUGGAGCGAAAGGAUAUCCAGGCAGACGAGGCUUGCCUGGUACUCCAGGUAGACCUGGUGGGGAUGGUGUAUCGGGUAUAAAGGGAGAACGCGGUGAUAAAGGUUCGCCAGGAUUCCCUGGAUUACCGGGUAUGGAAGGAAAGCCUGGUCGUCCUGGUAUAGCUGGCUUGAAAGGAGAUCAGGGACUACCUGGUUCACCCGGUUUACCGGGACUUAUCGGUUACGAAGGAAUUAAAGGCGACGUUGGUUUACCGGGAUUACCGGGAAGGAAAGGAGAACCAGGACAAGUUUCGGAAAAAGGACAGAAAGGUGAGCCAGGAAUGCCUGGAAUACGAGGUUCUCAAGGUCCUUCAGGACGAGACGGUAUCGACGGAGCAAAGGGAGAAGUUGGCAGAUCAAGUACUGGUCGUGAUGGAUUGCCUGGUGUGAAAGGCGAAAGAGGUACGCCUGGUCGGGAUGGAUUGCCAGGAUUCCAAGGUCAAAAGGGUGAUACUGGCGUACGCGGAUUCCCGGGAAUAAAAGGCGACUUUGGCCCACCGGGUAUACCUGGAGAACCAGGACCGCCCGGAAUAGAUGGACUUCCUGGAGAAAUUGGUGAAGUCGGAACACAAGGAGCACCCGGUUUUCCUGGACUUGACGGUGAUAUAGGUUCUCCCGGUCGACCUGGACUUGAUGGCGUUAAAGGAGAUCGCGGUUUGCCAGGAAUUGUCGGAUUGCCCGGUAUUUCUGGAGCACUUGGAGAAAAGGGAGAUCGUGGUCCUCCAGGGCCAAUAAUUCAAAUUAAGGGUGAGAAAGGCGAACCAGGUAUUCCCGGAUUUCCUGGAGGGAAAGGAGAGAGAGGAGAUCAAGGUCUCGUAGGUAUUCCUGGUUAUGAUGGCGAAAAGGGUGACAGAGGUUUACCUGGACCAGAAGGAUCUCCUGGACCUCACGGUGCGCCUGGAUCUAAAGGUGAUCAAGGACCUUCUGGAAUUCCUGGAAUUCCCGGAGUUACGGUAAAGGGUGAGAAAGGUCUACCAGGUUUAAUGGGUAAACACGGUAGAGAUGGAUUACCAGGACGACUAGGAGAAAAAGGUGAACCAGGAUUGCCUGGUUUGCCUGGACAGAAGGGAGACAUUGGGCCUUAUGGACCAAUUGGACCACAAGGUGAAAAAGGUAAUCCAGGUCAACCAGGUCUGACUGGAUCUCCAGGACGUGACGGAACUCCGGGACUUGAAGGUGUACCAGGAUUACCUGGUGAAAGAGGUUCGAAGGGUGAUCAAGGGCUGCCUGGAUUAUUUGGCGCUCCAGGAGAAAAAGGAGAACCUGGUCUUUCAGGGCCAAGUGGACUGGAUGGACCUGCGGGAGAAAAGGGUGAUAGAGGUUGGGACGGUGUUAAUGGUUUACCUGGACCGGUUGGCGAGAAAGGUGAUAGAGGAUUCCCUGGGCCAGUCGGAUUGAUAGGUGCUGUUGGUUAUGUAGGUCAGAAAGGUGACAAGGGUGAUGACUGUAUCGAGCCACCGAUGGGACCUAAAGGAGAUCGCGGAUAUCCCGGACCAUCCGGACCGCCUGGUCCCUCGGGAGAGAAAGGACUUUCGGGUCCACCCGGUUUCCCUGGCUUAGACGGUAAAGGCGAGCAAGGUUUCCUCGGUCCACCAGGACCUCCCGGACUGCCGGGAUUACCUGGACCAGUCGGUUCCUCCGGUCUACCGGGUCUUCAAGGUCCGGCCGGCUUGCCAGGACUUACUGGCGAACCUGGUACACCGUGUGAAGCGACACCUGACUAUCUUACUGGCAUUCUUUUGGUCAGGCACAGUCAAAGUCAAAGCGUGCCAGGUUGUGAGCCAGGUCACAUCAAGCUCUGGGAUGGAUACAGUUUACUCUACACCGAUGGGGACGAAAGAGCGCAUUCUCAAGAUUUAGGUUACGCCGGCUCGUGUGUCAGAAAAUUCUCGACGAUGCCCUUCCUGUUCUGCGACGUCAACAACGUCUGCCAUUACGCUAGUCGCAAUGAUCGUUCUUAUUGGUUAUCGACCAAUAGUCCAAUUCCCAUGAUGCCCGUCGAAGAGACGGCGAUACGAGAUUAUAUUUCCAGAUGCGUGGUGUGCGAAGUUCCGGCUAAUGUGAUAGCGGUACACAGUCAAUCGAUAAGCAUUCCAGAAUGUCCGGCUGGAUGGACUACUCUUUGGAUCGGUUAUAGUUUCGUAAUGCACACCGGCGCAGGCUCUCAGGGCGGUGGCCAGUCUCUGUCGAGUCCUGGAUCCUGCCUGGAGGACUUCCGCGCGACACCGUUCAUCGAGUGUAACGGCGCUAAAGGACACUGCCAUUACUAUUCUAAUCAGUACAGCUUCUGGAUGGUUACCGUAGACGAUGGCCAGCAGUUCAGGAACCCCGAGAAGCAAACCCUAAAGGCGGGCAAUCUUAGGUCCCGAAUAAGUCGCUGCCAAGUUUGUAUAAAGAACACGUAAACACACCCACUGUUUACACGAGAAACAAACACCCACACACACACAUACAUUAUACACACGAUACAUUGUAUUCUCUCUCCCCUUUUUCUACACGAGAAUAGAAGCGAAAAUAUAUCACUAUGAGUCUAAAACAAAAAAAAUAAAAAAAUUAAACGACGAUCGAAACCGAACGUGAUUUCGUCCAAAGUUCGGAUCUCGACGUUAGAGAUUUUGUGGAAAAAAAUAAAAAAAAGAUCUCUAUGUUUAUUCGAGACGAUGAAAAGGCGUUCGAUACAUUUCGCCGCGAGUGCGAUGCGGAAAAUUAGACUUUGUCGGAAUUACGCCGGUUUCGAUCCCCGAUAACAAGGAAGAAAAGAGCAGUAACGUCACGCGAUGGAAUGGAAGUUCAGGAGGACUCGCUUGAUCCGCGUCGAGAAAUAAAGAGAACGACGCAUCCCUCUCUCUCUCUCUCUCUUAUUCGUGAUUCCUUCUCCGCCGGAUGUGUUCCGCAACCGUCUUGUCUUCAUUAUUUCCUAUCUCUCUGACCCUCACCGUGUCUAUACUCCACCCGGAUAAGUUCUUUACCCUUGAGAGCCAUCCUCCUCUCGCUCGUUACCCGCUCUUUUAUCUGUUCCCACGAGCGCUUCCUCCUUUUCGCCAUAUGUGUUUUUUUUCCUCUCUCUCUCUCUCUUUAUAUGUAUAACUUUACAAGCAAGUGCCUCUAGCGUACUACUACUCUAGCAUGUAAAAUAAUAUAUAUUUAUAUCUCGUAUGAAUCUCGUAUUUUUUUUUUUUUUGAAGUCUAAGUUUAUCGUAACGACACUGCCCAUAUUCAAUAUGGCCCAUUUUACAUAUUGUAUAUUAAUAUAAACGAUCUUAGCCUGGUAAUCGUGUGACGCCAAAUAUUUAAAUAAAUAGGUAUUUUGCUACGUA